Molecule: messenger RNA, 1239 nt
Organism: Rotaria sp. Silwood1
Lineage: Eukaryota; Metazoa; Rotifera; Eurotatoria; Philodinida; Philodinidae
Source: the annotation of a GenBank genome assembly
AUGUCAAAACGUCAUCUUACUGUUCAAAAUAAAGGUAACGAAUAUGAACAACAAUCAUCAUCUAUAUUAACACGUUUAUCAUCAAAACGUAUUAAUACAAAUGAAUUAACAUCAACAAAAAAAUUAAAAAUUGAAGAAAAACAUUUUGAUAAAGAAAAUAUACCAAAACGUGAAACACGUCAAAGUACAAAAGUAAAACAACGUGAACCAUCACCAAUACCAACACCAUCAAUUGAAACAAAAAUUAUAAAUCCUCCUGAUGAUUCUGAUAAUGAAUUUAAUAAUUCUGAUCAACAAGAAGAAUAUUUAAAUAUAUCAAUUAAUGAUAAUGAUAAAGGUAAAGAUUAUCCAACAAAUAAAGAAUAUAUUAUUUAUGAAAAUACACAUUCACCAUUAAUUAUAUCUAAAACAGCACGUUAUUGGUUAAAUAAAUAUCGUAAAAAUCUUUCUCAUGUUAAUCCCGAUGCAUAUAAUAUGUAUAUUCAUGCUGAUUUUAAUUGUUAUGGUGAAUUAGAAAUUAUUGAAAAUUGUUUACUUGAUUUAACUAAAACAAUAUUUAUUGUACAACAACAAGGUAUAUUAAAUCAUUUAAAUUUUCAACGUAAAUCAUCUGAUAAAGUUAAUUAUAUUCUUGGUUUUCGUCGUCUUGAAACAUUAACAUAUUUACUUAAUUAUACUGAUAGUAUAAGUGGUAUUGAUGAUGGUGAUCGAUUUUAUUCUAUAAUACGUGUUAUUGGUGCAUGUUAUAUAACUAUUCUUCAUGGUUUAUUACCUAAUAUAAUGUUUAAAAAACUUGAUACUAUUGAUGAUAAAAUAUUAAUUAAAAAAUUAAAUAAAAUAUUAAAACAAAUACCAAAUUUUAAACAAGUUUUAGAACAAGCUAUUAUUAUUGGUUAUUUAUUUUUAACUAUUGCUGAUGUUUGUAGUGCAUAUACAAAUAUUCUUCAAAUUGUUUAUUGUAAUUGGAUUUUAAUUAUGGAUAAAAUUAUAAUUGAUUUAAAUAAUAAAUCAAAUGAUAAACUUAUGAAAGCAUUAAAACAUGCAUCUCAAAUUGAUAGAAAUAAUCUUGAAUAUGGUGAUAAAGAAUCAUUUGAUUUUUUAAAAGAAUUACGUUUAUAUAAAGAAAAAUAUGGUCUUGGAGGUGAUGCACAUGAUCUUAGUAAAUGGUCACGAAGUAAACGUGCAGCUUAUUCAUAUGGACGUUUUAAUACUUUUGAAGACUUAUUUUCUUGUUUUUAG